This is a messenger RNA of Diceros bicornis minor, 1251 nucleotides long. It is a transcript of the gene SELENOM, whose product is annotated as selenoprotein M. Gene Ontology annotation, cellular component: endoplasmic reticulum lumen. Gene Ontology annotation, molecular function: oxidoreductase activity. The transcript has 6 exons. The record is from RefSeq and is a predicted model, not a curated record. NCBI's taxonomy places the organism in Eukaryota, Metazoa, Chordata, Mammalia, Perissodactyla, Rhinocerotidae.
AGGAGAAGUGGCAUCCUGACCUAGUCGUCUCUGGUUUGGUGAGAUGAGCGCAGAGAGGUUUCAGAUUCAAAUCCCAGAUCCACAGCUUAAUUGUUGUACUUUUCUAAGCCUGUUUCCUAACCUGCAAUACGGAGUUCCUGGGGCCUUUAUGAGUCCCUACAGAGUACUAAUAUUCCUAUCGCCACAAUGUGUGCUUCAGGGAAUUGAAACCUGGAUCGGAAUCUCAUCCAGAGAAAUAAAAAAACACAAACAACGAUUCUCCAGGCCUCAGUUUCCCCAUCUUCAAGUCGAGCGUCUGGCCUAGACACUACCGUGUCCGUCCGCAGACUGCCCGCGCCCCCUGCCGGCGCGAGGGGGCACUGUCUGGCCGCAUCUUGCUGGAGCGUCCACGCUCUCGGUCGGCAGAGGGAGCGUGGACACCCUUGGGACUCGGAAAGUAAAGGCCUGAGGGCCAGCAAGGAGCCCGAACUCCGUCGGGAGCAGGCGGAAGGCCCCCACGCGGGCCCUGGGACGGAGACCGCGACCUGGGGGCGUGGUCCCUAGCGGGGCGGGCCUCGAGCGGGGCGGGGCCAGCCCUCCGGCCCAGACGUGGCGCAGUGGUCGGGCGGUUCACCUCCAGCUUGGCAUCUUCCGCCGGUACCCAUGCAUCUCCCGCUGCCUCCGCGGCCCCUACUGCUGCUUCUCGCGACACUCGCGGCCGCCACCACCACCUUCCGGCCCGACUGGAACCGUCUGCACGGCCUGGCCCGAGCCCGGGUAGAGACCUGUGGGGGAUGACAGCUGAAUCGCCUGAGGGAGGUGAAGGCCUUUGUCACCCAGGACAUCCCAUUCUAUCACAACCUGGUAAUGAAACACCUCCCGGGGGCCGACCCAGAGCUCGUGCUGCUGGGCCACCGCUACGAGGAACUGGAGCGAAUCCCACUCAGCGAAAUGACCCGCGAGGAGAUCAACGCGCUGGUGCAGGAGCUCGGCUUCUACCGCAAGGCGGCGCCGGACGAUCCUGUGCCCCCCGAGUACCUGCGGGCGCCCGCUAAGCCCGCCGAAGGCGCUCCGGCCCGCCCUGACCUGUAGGUCCGGGGGCGCGGUACCCCCCCUGCCUGAGCCCUGGGGACAGAUGAAGCGUUCAGCGUCCCGGGAGCACCUCCCUCGCUGAGGGCCGACGCCCGGUCCCGGAGCUGCAGGGAUAGAGUUGGGGAUUCCUCCUAACCCCUCUUCCCUCCCUAGGUCAACUAAAUCCCCUUCCACCUUAAA